AUGUCGACGACCUCGUCGACCUCCCCUGCGCCGGCGUCUCCUCCCAGCAUCUCCACGGCUCACAUCCACGCGCACCAGCACCAGCAGCAUAGUCACCACCAUCCUCUUCCUCCGCCCUCCUCCUCCUCCUACGGCGAGGACGAGGACCACCACCAGCAGCAGCAGCAGCAGCAGCACCGGCUCCCGCCACCAUCCUCCUCGUCGCCGCCGCAGCACCACAUCCACCCCACGCUCCCGUCGCCGGAGACUGAGCGCGGCAUCGCCUCGGCUCGCAGCGCCAUCGUCGCCUCCAUCAGCAACCUGGUCGACACGGAGCUGCAGUCGCGCGCCGCCAUGCUCCACGACAACGCCGGCGCCCUCGACAAGCAGGAGCGCAGCGUCGUCGCGGCCACGGCGGGCCUGCGCCGCGAGCGGGAGCGCCUGGCGCGCGAGGCCGACGUGGCCGCCCGCCGGAUCAAGGAGCUGGGCAACGUCCAGAACUGGGCCGAGGUCCUCGAGAGGCAGUUCCUCGUCCUCGAGGAGACGGUCCGCCUGGCCAACGGCAGCAGCGACGACGCCGACAGCGACUGCAGCUGCAGCUGCUCCGAGUGCGGCGGGUCCGCGAGUGAGUGCGGGGUGGCGGCGGCCAGCGGCCAGGGUCGUGAUCACAGCGGCGUCGAUAAUGAGGGCGCGGCUGACCCCAGCAGCAAGGGCGGCGACGACGGCAGCGGCGCCAAGGAGCAGUCCAUCAGCGUCGCGGACCUGUCUCUGUCCGAUGCGAGCCGCAGCCUGAACGAGCCGGAGUCUGGCACGGGCACCAGCUCGACCAAGAGCCCGGACACGGCCUCGGCGACUACUUCGAUUUAG
Clonostachys byssicola is the source of this 846-nucleotide messenger RNA. Lineage: Eukaryota; Fungi; Ascomycota; Sordariomycetes; Hypocreales; Bionectriaceae. The record is from the annotation of a GenBank genome assembly.